This is a messenger RNA of Aedes aegypti (yellow fever mosquito), 1182 nucleotides long. RefSeq lists its product as uncharacterized. The record is from RefSeq and is a predicted model, not a curated record. Lineage: Eukaryota; Metazoa; Arthropoda; Insecta; Diptera; Culicidae.
UCAUCAUCAUCAUCAUCAUCAUCAUCAUCAUCAUCAUCAUCAUCAUCAUCAUCAUCAUCAUCAUCAUCAUCAUCAUCAUCAUCAUCAUCAUCAUCAUCAUCAUCAUCAUCAUCAUCAUCAUCAUCAUCAUCAUCAUCAUCAUCAUCAUCAUCAUCAUCAUCAUCAUCAUCAUCAUCAUCAUCAUCAUCAUCAUCAUCAUCAUCAUCAUCAUCAUCAUCAUCAUCAUCAUCAUCAUCAUCAUCAUCAUCAUCAUCAUCAUCAUCAUCAUCAUCAUCAUCAUCAUCAUCAUCAUCAUCAUCAUCAUCAUCAUCAUCAUCAUCAUCAUCAUCAUCAUCAUCAUCAUCAUCAUCAUCAUCAUCAUCAUCAUCAUCAUCAUCAUCAUCAUCAUCAUCAUCAUCAUCAUCAUCAUCAUCAUCAUCAUCAUCAUCAUCAUCAUCAUCAUCAUCAUCAUCAUCAUCAUCAUCAUCAUCAUCAUCAUCAUCAUCAUCAUCAUCAUCAUCAUCAUCAUCAUCAUCAUCAUCAUCAUCAUCAUCAUCAUCAUCAUCAUCAUCAUCAUCAUCAUCAUCAUCAUCAUCAUCAUCAUCAUCAUCAUCAUCAUCAUCAUCAUCAUCAUCAUCAUCAUCAUCAUCAUCAUCAUCAUCAUCAUCAUCAUCAUCAUCAUCAUCAUCAUCAUCAUCAUCAUCAUCAUCAUCAUCAUCAUCAUCAUCAUCAUCAUCAUCAUCAUCAUCAUCAUCAUCAUCAUCAUCAUCAUCAUCAUCAUCAUCAUCAUCAUCAUCAUCAUCAUCAUCAUCAUCAUCAUCAUCAUCAUCAUCAUCAUCAUCAUCAUCAUCAUCAUCAUCAUCAUCAUCAUCAUCAUCAUCAUCAUCAUCAUCAUCAUCAUCAUCAUCAUCAUCAUCAUCAUCAUCAUCAUCAUCAUCAUCAUCAUCAUCAUCAUCAUCAUCUCAUUCAUCAUCAUCAUCAUCAUCAUCAUCAUCAUCAUCAUCAUCAUCAUCAUCAUCAUCAUCAUCAUCAUCAUCAUCAUCAUCAUCAUCAUCAUCAUCAUCAUCAUCAUCAUCAUCAUCAUCAUCAUCAUCAUCAUCAUCAUCAUCAUCAUCAUCAUCAUCAUCAUCAUCAUCAUCAUCAUCAUCAUCAUCAUCAUUCAUCAUCUCAUCAUCAUCAUCAUCAUCAUCAUCAUCAUCAUCA